GGAGCGGGAAACCCUGCAUCGCCGGAGCCCGCGGCCGCCAUCCAUUUCCGGAACUUAAAGUCGUUUUCCGGAAGCCAGGAUGAUGUCCCCAUGACAACCGACGUUGGGUCCUGGAGCAGGCCCUCACUUUAGAGCAAGGGAAGCAGCUCUGAUUCAGAGGAACAAGAAGUCUCUCCCUCUGUGGUGGGGGGGAGAUCGGGAGCUGUUUUCUGGGGAACUGUGGAAUGUGCCCGUGGGGCCCAAGAAAGGAGAAGCCAAAUGCUACAGACCAACAACUACAGCCUGGUGCUGGCCCUGCAGUUCCUGCUGCUGUCCUAUGACCUCUUCGUCAAUUCCUUCUCGGAGCUGCUCCGAAUGGCCCCUGUCAUCCAGCUGGUGCUCUUCAUCAUCCAGGAUAUUGCAGUCCUCUUCAACAUCAUCAUCAUCUUCCUCAUGUUCUUCAACACCUUCGUCUUCCAGGCUGGCCUGGUCAGCCUCCUGUUCCGUAAGUUCAAAGGGACCAUCAUCCUGACAGCCGUGUACCUUGCCUUCAGCAUCUCCCUUCAUGUCUGGAUCAUGAACUUGCGCUGGAAAGACUCCAACAGCUUCGUGUGGACAGAUGGACUCCAGACACUGUUUGUAUUCCAGAGACUAGCAGCAGUGCUUUACUGUUACUUCUACAAACGGACCGCCGUGAGACUGGGCGACCCUCGCUUCUACCAGGACUCUUUGUGGCUGCGCAAGGAGUUCAUGCAAGUCCGCAGGUGACCACCUCCCGUCGCGCCCACGGAUGCCAUGGAAGCCGUGUUUGUGGCUCUGCAAGCAGGGUCGGCCCUGUGUACCAGGAAGCAGCUGGACUUCCCUAGGGGGGCUCGGCUGGGUAUGUCCAGCAUUCUAGAAGGAAGAUCUUCCCUUGCAAACCAGUGUCGCAGCAGACCCCAGCACACACUGCCCCCUCGCUCCCGCCUCAGGCCUGCCCCUUUCCUGCCUGUCCUGCUCCGUGCCCGUCAUUGGCUGGGACUUCUCUUUCCCUCAGAGGGUUUGGUGGCUCCUACCCCUGUGAAGCUGUUUGCAUACCCUGGGACAGAAGGACCCCCAGCCCUUCCCUUCCGCCAGUGACUGGAAGACUUGAAGAACAGUAUGUCAGUUAUGUGCUCCUGACCAAGCCCAUUUCAGACAACUAGAUUUUAUACCCACAGCACUUUUUCACAUUUUAUAAAUAGGAAAUAAAUGAAAUUUUUUUUGCCAUAA
Molecule: messenger RNA, 1230 nt
Organism: Carlito syrichta (Philippine tarsier)
Lineage: Eukaryota; Metazoa; Chordata; Mammalia; Primates; Tarsiidae
Gene: TMEM138
Product: transmembrane protein 138
Exons: 5
Coding region: 259-747 (162 amino acids)
Cellular component (GO): cilium
Source: RefSeq, a predicted model, not a curated record